This is a messenger RNA of Branchiostoma floridae (Florida lancelet), 1954 nucleotides long. Its product is annotated as prefoldin subunit 3-like. Lineage: Eukaryota; Metazoa; Chordata; Leptocardii; Amphioxiformes; Branchiostomatidae. The record is from RefSeq and is a predicted model, not a curated record. The transcript is spliced from 6 exons. Gene Ontology annotation, molecular function: tubulin binding. Bases 126 to 668 code for a protein of 180 amino acids. Gene Ontology annotation, biological process: tubulin complex assembly; microtubule-based process; protein folding. Gene Ontology annotation, cellular component: prefoldin complex; cytoplasm.
AAAGACAAUAUAAGAUAUGUGGUAUUUUGAACCUAAAAGUAUGCAGAUUUAUGGUCGUUUUCUUACAUUUUUGUUAAACGAGAGUUGGAUAGUGUCACGUGCUUUCACUACAUUUUCUUUCCAAAAUGGCGGUAGAGGAACAGAAAGCACAUGGUGGCAUCCCUCAGAUGCGUUUUGUGGAAGAUGUGGAUGCCUACAUGAAGGAGCCGGAACAUGAGAAUGCAGAGAAAGUUCUCCGUAAGCUGGACGAACAGUACCAGAAAUACAAGUUCAUGGAGUUCAACUUACAACAGAAAAAGAACAGGUUGAAGGGCCAAAUCCCAGAAAUUAAGACAACAUUAGAUAUAAUUCAACAUAUGCAAAGCAGAAAGGGUUCCAGUGAGCCAAUGGAGACCAGUUUUAUGAUGUCAGACAAUCUGUAUGCCAAAGCAACCGUCCCUCCAACAGAGAAGGUCUGCCUUUGGCUUGGGGCCAAUGUCAUGUUGGAGUACACUGUGGAUGAUGCGGCGGCCCUGCUGUCCAAAAACCACAGCGCGGCCACGGCCAGUAUGUCUCAGGUGGAGAAGGACCUGGAGUUCCUCAGGAACCAGCUCACCACCACAGAAGUCAACAUGGCCAGAGUUUUCAACUGGGACGUCAGAAGACGGCAGGCAGCGAAACUACCUUAACCCUUCUCAUGGCACGAUUACAAAAUUGCAGCAUCCCCCCUUCCCCAAAGCUUUAACUAAUAAUUCGCCUCUCAAAGAAUACAUUUCUGUGUGCUCUGCUAUCAUUGUUUGCAUCACCAUGGAUAGGUAUAUAAAUUUGUUGAUUUGUUUGUUUUAACCACAUACCACCAAGUGCCUGAGUGUAUUACAUGUGCAUGUACAUCUUAUAUGUAUGCUUUUGUUUUUAGUGUGGAUUACUUUUGUCUAUGUCUUACAUGUUAAAACCCCGCUGUGUAACAUUUUGGUCCCAAAAGUAAUAUGGCAGAAUUUGAAAUUUCACCAAAAAAGGACACCAUCAAACCCACAUAUUUUGGAGUAUUCUUCAAACCUUGAUGUUUUCAAGGCUUGCUUUGAGUUCACUUUCAAAGAAUGCAAAUGUUAGGUUACAGGUGCAAAGAUAAUUUGUGUUGAUGCACUUAACAUGCAUACAGCUAUGACUGUAUGCAACAUGUUUGGAUAUAAUAUUUUGUGUGUGUGUUUAUAUUAUUGGUGAUAACUUUUGCAACAUGAAACGAGCAAAAUUUGUUGAGUUACUGUUUAUUCAAAGUAUGUACAAACACCAUGUAUAUAUUUGGUUCUUUUCUACCAUUUUUUGUUGUUUUUGUGACCAGUUGUCUUUAGGAUAAUGCUAACUGUAUUCUCAUAAUAACAUUUCCAUAUAUCUGACAAGAUAAAUUUUUUGAUUUUAGUUUGCUAACAAUUUCUUUGUUAAAAUCUAUAAUUGAACAACAAUGGAGUCAUCCACAAAUAUGUAUUCAUAAAACAUCUGAAGUCAUAUUUCAAGGCAAAAUUACAUACAUGAUGCAUGUAAAAGUAUAUUGGGUGUCUUUUUAAUGCUAUAGACCAAUCCCAUAGCCUCAAAUGACAGACAUGCAGAAACUCUCUCAUUGGUCAAUCUGCUAAUUGUCAUGCUCUCAUUGGUUGAACUGCUAAUUGUGAUUGACAGUCAGGAUCAGUCUAUUUUGUGGGGCUCCUCUGCAACUUUCCUUCCACGUGACAGACACUCGUCCAGCCACCUGGUGCUCACAACAGCUGCCUCUGUACAGUCGGCAACCACCUGCUGCAGCACCUGUUUAGGGAUAAUGAAUUCGGCAGCUGUCAGAAUAGAUAUGGUGCAGCAGUGAAACAUAAUAAGGAUAUGCUAGACACAACUUGGAACAAAGAAGCCACAUUUUUCAAAAGUAAAUGCAUAAUUAUGCAUCUGCAGGAGUUGUUUGAGCAUCAAUAAUAAAUGCGUGUAUGGAAGC